This is a messenger RNA of Clunio marinus, 456 nucleotides long. The record is from the annotation of a GenBank genome assembly. Lineage: Eukaryota; Metazoa; Arthropoda; Insecta; Diptera; Chironomidae.
AUGCAAAUUAAACAAUUGUUCGAGAUCAUAGAGGAAAACAAGAAAAUUUUGUCAUUUCGUGGAAUGUUCAUGAAUCGAGCCCCAGACAUUAUGCAGACUGUGUGGAGAGUUGGUUCUCAUGCUAGAAGUCGCUCACAAACAGAAUUAAUUGAUGUCAAUUCUUAUUGCCAUCAUCGCAAUCAUUACCGAAGGUUCGUUCCGAUGCACAGCUUGACAUAUUGUACCACUAAACAUCUUAUGAUGUGCAAUGUUAAACCUUCAACAUAUUUACUCAGAUAUUUAAUAGUAAACUUUAAUCGUUUAAUUGAUUUAGUUUCACAACACUUUGAUGCAUCGCCGUAUUUAUCUGCCCGAUCUAUAAAUAAUCACUUUCACAUGAAAAUCGUUUGUACAAAGCAACAUGCAGUAGCUGGUAGUAAAAAAAAUACUACUCCAGUUUCUUCACCAUCAGGUUAA